UUACAGUGUUGCGAAAGAGCCGAUACUGACAGCACGCCGUGUUUGUUUGUUGGUGCUGAGCCGGGCCGAGCAGAACCGAGCCAAGACAGCAGGACUGUAGACCCGAAGAAGGAAGAAGAACCAGAACAAAUAACUGUCCUGGAAGAGAAUAUUUAAUGUAACCUUGGAGUCGGGUUUUCAUUCUGAUAUAACUGACUGCUGAAUAUAUUGUGUAUAUACGUAAAUGUGUGUUAUUGCGUGUUUGUUUGCACGAGGGUGGACCUUUAGCUAAAACGUCCAAAUAGUACAACAGACAAACUCGUAAGAGAGGAAGAAAUGGAGAAAUCAGAUGUCUUCUCCUCGGACCGAAAUAUCCUGUGCCUGUUUGACGUGGACGGUACUUUGACUCCACCGAGAGAGAAAAUCGACCCUCAGUUGGACGAGUUCUUCCAGUCGCUCCGGAGGAAAGUGAAGAUCGGCAUUGUGGGAGGGUCGGACUACUCCAAGAUAGCUGAGCAGCUCGGGGACGAUGUGGUGGACAAGUUCGACUAUGUGUUUGCUGAGAACGGGACGGUGCAAUACAAGGACGGGAAACUCCUCUCAAAGCACGCCAUUCAGAACCAGCUCGGGGAGGAGCUGCUGCAGGACCUGAUCAACUUCUGCCUCAGCUACAUGGGGCUCAUCAAGCUGCCAAAGAAAAGGGGAACGUUCAUUGAAUUCAGGAAUGGCAUGCUCAACAUUUCCCCCAUCGGUCGAAGCUGCACGCGAGAGGAGAGGAUCGAGUUCUCUGAAAUCGAUAAGAGAGAGAAGAUCCGGGAGAAGUUUGUUGCUGCCCUGAAAGAGGAGUUUGCUGGAAAAGGACUGCGGUUCACUAAAGGUGGUCUCAUCAGCUUCGAUGUGUUUCCGGAGGGUUGGGACAAGAGACUGUGUUUGGAGCUGCUGGACAGCGAAGGCCUGAACUCCAUCUACUUCUUCGGCAACGAGACCUCAGAUGGAGGCAACGAUUAUGAAAUCUUCAACGACCCGCGGACCAUCGGUUUCACCGUCUUCUCUCCGGAGGACACGGCCCGGUACUGUCGGGAGAUUUUCUUUGACGCUCCGCCUCACGAGGCUUGAUUUCCCUGAUCCCUUUACCCACAAUCCCCUCUGAUGCCUGCCUGUGGCUCUCUGCUUGUACGACAACAAGCAAGUUAGCAACUCUAAUGCAGGUCAUUUAUGAACCACUCUGAGGUACUACUACUGAUGUUCUCCUUUUUAAUAAUAUGAAAACAACGGGCAGCAGCGCGAUGAUUUGACUACAUUGUAAACGUUAGUCCUACUGCUUUUUAAAGAUUUUAAAAAAGGGACAGAGGAGGUGUUACAUGUUAAAGUAAUGUGCCAGACGAUUAGCAUGUAGCAUAAAUUAGCUAAAAAACUAACAGAGAUUAUAAAAGAAGUUAUUGUUGAAAGUUAUUACUCCAGAUUAUUUGAGUAUAAAGUGAUUUUUUUGCACUAAUUUUGGGAAUCAUUUCAUACCAAUUGUUGGUAUUGUUGUUUAUUGCUGAAAGAGAUGGUAAGAGUGAAAGAGAGAGACAUUACAUAGGGUGAGGAGUCCAUUUUGAAAAUGAGACAUGAAUGAAGCAUGUGGCUUUUUAUUCCUCGGAAGUUGAGGACGUAUGAAUCAUUCCAGUUAUUUGAAUGCCUCUGGGAUUUAUUAUGUAUUUACUGUGUGAUCCCUUAAAUAUCAAAUGUUUUUAAGCUUCAAGGGAGAAGCUUGUUUUGCAUCUUAAAUUCAAUAAAAGGAACAUAUAUCACAUUUUAUUUACUACUGAAUCAAUGAAUUGAUCUUAACCCGUGAGUUGAGCUGCUACCAAGUCACUCUGCACACUUCUGUCAGUCAUUAUUUUUAAUGUAAAAUAUUUUUACAAACUGUAUGGCUUGAACGCUGGUCGAAUGUAAACAUCAAUUAUUAUGCUUGGUUGUUUGUCUCUAACUCUUUUAAUAUGAAGCUGUUUAAAGGGUUUUUUAAAUAACUUUUAAAUGGGUAAUGGGUUUUUAUUCUGCCAUGGCUCAGAAUAAUAAUGCCUCUUUGAUGUAUCAGUAAUGUAAAUAUGAGGCUUUUAAAUACAUCAGCUGCAGGACUGUUAACUCUCAAAAGACUCAAAGGAUCAUGUAGAAAAACACUUUUAUGCACAGCAGAAAAUGUUAAUGUGUUGCUGCUAACUGAUUACUUUAAUUAUUUUCUGGAUAAAAAAGUGAAUUAAUUGUAAUAAAACAUUUUUGAUAUCUUGCACUGAU
Molecule: messenger RNA, 2256 nt
Organism: Gymnodraco acuticeps
Lineage: Eukaryota; Metazoa; Chordata; Actinopteri; Perciformes; Bathydraconidae
Gene: pmm1
Product: phosphomannomutase 1
Exons: 8
Coding region: 316-1095 (259 amino acids)
Biological process (GO): protein N-linked glycosylation; mannose metabolic process; GDP-mannose biosynthetic process
Cellular component (GO): cytosol
Molecular function (GO): phosphomannomutase activity
Source: RefSeq, a predicted model, not a curated record